UGAGCAUACACAUAUGAAGAAGCUAAAGGAUGGAACAAAGACAACUUGGAUCGGGCCACGAGCCGAGACAACCUAUAAUACUUUCAAACAAUCCUUGGAGGAGUUCAUACAAAGCCAACCAACUGAUGAUCAAGGAAAGCCAAUCCAACCAUCCCAGGAGAAUUAUAUGGAAUUGUGGAUUAAGGCGGCUGGUGGCGUACAUAAGGGAAGAGUUUACGGCCUUGGAUCAGAGUUUAGUUCUAGUCGUCGGUCUUUUGGAUCUGGUGGCUCUUCUUCCUCAAGGUCCUCGACUAAUCAGGAUGAGUUUGAGCUAUUGAAUAGAAGAAUAGCAGAGAUCACUGAGUUGUACGCACAGGAAAGGGUUGCACGGGAGGAGGAGGCAAAGCGAAGGGAGGAAGAAGAUAGGUGGAGGGAGGAAGAGGAGAGGCGGAGAGAGGAAGAAAUGAGGCGAAAGGAUGCUGCAUUUACACGUGUCACUGGUGACAUUGAAAGCUUCAAGGCCCAGCUAAACUACCUCUUAGCAGCUGGUGCAUUUCCUCUACCACGUUCUCCAUCACGCUCUAACAAGACUAAGGAGUAG
Messenger RNA from Nicotiana attenuata, 580 nucleotides. RefSeq lists its product as uncharacterized. The record is from RefSeq and is a predicted model, not a curated record. The transcript is spliced from 2 exons. Lineage: Eukaryota; Viridiplantae; Streptophyta; Magnoliopsida; Solanales; Solanaceae. The coding region runs from base 14 to 580 and encodes 188 amino acids.